This is a messenger RNA of Mycena indigotica, 1059 nucleotides long. Its product is annotated as Cytoplasmic tRNA 2-thiolation protein 1. Gene Ontology annotation, cellular component: cytosolic tRNA wobble base thiouridylase complex; mitochondrion. Gene Ontology annotation, molecular function: tRNA binding. Gene Ontology annotation, biological process: tRNA wobble position uridine thiolation. The coding region runs from base 1 to 1059 and encodes 352 amino acids. The record is from RefSeq and is a predicted model, not a curated record. The transcript has 7 exons. Lineage: Eukaryota; Fungi; Basidiomycota; Agaricomycetes; Agaricales; Mycenaceae.
AUGCCGCCACGAACUUGCGCUCUUUGCUCAACGAGCAGGGCGAUGCUGAAGCGCCCAAAGACCGGGCAGCAGAUAUGCAAAGAGUGCUUCUUUACUGUGUUCGAAACCGAGGUCCACAACACGAUCACCCGCGCGAAACUGUUCAAGCCUGGAGACAGAGUAGCAAUCGGGGCCUCGGGAGGCAAAGACUCGACAGUGCUGGCCUACGUGAUGAAGACUUUGAACGAGCGAUACGAUUAUGGAUUGGAACUCUUCCUUCUGUCGAUAGACGAGGGGAUAACGGGCUACCGGGACGACUCUCUUGAGACCGUCAAACGGAAUCAGCAGCAAUACUCUAUGCCGCUGAAGAUCCUCUCCUAUGACGAGCUCUAUGGCUGGACGAUGGACGGAAUUGUUGCCCAAGUCGGCAGAAAGAACAACUGCACAUUUUGUGGCGUAUUCAGACGACAAGCACUCGAUCGCGGCGCUUCAAUGCUUAGCGUUGACCAUAUCGUCACAGGCCACAACGCAGACGACAUUGCGGAGACUGUUUUGAUGAAUAUCAUGCGGGGAGACAUCGCGAGAUUGGGACGGUGUACUGCCAUCUGCACGCAAGGCGAAGACACAAUAAAGCGGUCCAAGCCAUUUAAAUACGCCUACGAGAAGGAGAUCGUAAUGUAUGCUUACUUCAAGAAACUCGACUAUUUCUCCACCGAAUGCAUCUACUCGCCUGACGCUUACCGUGGACACGCGCGAGUCUUUCUAAAAGACCUAGAAGCCGCACGACCCAGUGCGAUAAUCGACAUCAUCCAUUCCGGCGAAGCGUUCGAGGUGAGGGAGGAGGUCAAAGCUACCCAGAAAGCUCAACAAACAUGCAAACGUUGCGGGUAUAUAUCCUCCAAUGACCUCUGCAAAGCGUGCGUCCUAUUAGAGGGGCUUGAGCGAGGAAUGGCGACUGCAGGCAUCACUGACCGAGGGCGAAAGAAGUUGGAUGCUGAAGGUCCAGCACCAGACAACCUAAGGACUAUUCCUUUCUAUACCGCUGGCGCCGCUCCUGCUGUGAGUGUCGGCCCUGAUUGA